GAGCUGCACCGGACGGGCACCUGGGGGUUCGGAGUAACCGCUGCGAAAGGGAACCCGGGUCUAGCGAUUGCUGCCCGGGGUCGGUUUUGAGAUACACGGGCCAUGGCUCAAGGCCGGGAAGUAGACGACAGCACCUACGCCCUCGUCGCCAACACUGCGUCCUUGUCCGUGAGAUGGGUGCAAGGAUUCCCUAAGCAGGAUGUUCAUUUUGUCAACGACAGCACCAUUUGUUACCCUAGUGGCAAUUUCAUAAUAUUUAUUAAUAUUGCAACCAAGAAAAAAACUGUACUCCAGUGUAUGAAUGGAAUUGUGGGCGUCGUGGCAACUAACGUUCCUUAUGAAGUUGUGGCUUUUUCUGACCGGAAACUAAAACCUCUCAUCUACAUAUACAACUUUCCAGGAUUGACCAAGAGGACCAAAUUAAAAGGCAAUGUUCUUCUGGACUAUACUUUACUAGCGUUCAGUUAUUGUGGCAACUACCUGGCUAGCUACUCUUCUCUCCCAGAAUUUGAAUUGGCUCUCUGGGACUGGGAAUCGGGUGUCAUUUUGUGUAAGAAGUCACAACCUGGUGUUGAUGUGAGCCAAAUGACUUUUAACCCCAUGAACUGGCGCCAGCUGUGCUUGUCAAGUCCAAGUUCAUUGACCGUGUGGACCAUUGAAAGAAGUAACCAGCAGCAUUACCUCAAAGCAAAGACAGCAAAACUACCUAUGGAAGAUGGGUCAUUUUUUGAUGAAAAAGACUUAGUUUUUCCUAACUCGUUGCCCAAGGAUCUCAUCUAUGGACCUGUCCUCCCACUGUCAGCCGUUGCUGGGCUAGUGGGCGAAGAGGCCGAAACUUUCCGGCCCAAAGAUGAUCUCUAUCCUUUGCUGCACCCAACUAUGCACUGCUGGACUCCAACAAGUGACCUAUAUGUUGGCUGUGAAGAGGGUCAUCUUCUAGUGAUUAGUGGAGAAACCUUGAAGGUGACUGUGCUUGAUAAGACAGAAGACACACCGUCAAUGGAGGGACGACCUCUCAUCAGUCCGAUCACCAUGGCGUAUCAGAAGGGAGGUGUGCUUGCUUCUGGAAUAGAUGGCUUUGUGUAUUCUUUUAUUAUUAAAGAUUCAACUUACAGAAUAGAGGAUUUUCUUCAGGUUGAAGACCCUGUGGAAUGUUUGAUGUUUUCUCCCAGUUACAAAAUGUUGCUGAUUCAAACAGACAAGGGAUCUGUGUAUAUUUACACUUUUGGUGAGGAGCCAACCUUGGAUAAAGUCGUAGAGGCUUGUGAUGGGCAGUUUCAGGCAAUUGACUUGAUCACACCUGAAAACGAAUACUGCAUAACGCUCACAUAUUCAGGGGAAGCUUGUGUCUGGUGUUUAGAGGAUGGCGCUUUUGUCAGCAGAAUUAAUCUGAACAUGCCCACGACAGUUCUGGCUUGUUCUCCCUCCUCCCUGUCUGUGGCGGUGGGGACUGUGGCUGGCUCUGUCCACUUCUUUGACAUCCAGGACGCCAAGUCCCCUCGGGAGGUUCACAAGGCCUUUCUCUCAGAAUCCUCCGUCCAGCUUCUCGUUUACGACCAGCGAGGGAUCUAUCUGUUAGCUGGAACCCCUGAAGGAUACGUCUUUGUUAUCAACGCCAAACCCUCAAGCUCAUUUGAGGUUCUUGGAUUCGUAGAGGUGCACAAAGGCAUUUUACAGAUAUCCACGGUGUCUCUUUUGGAAACAGACAUAGUGGAAGUGAUGGUGCUUUCCUCACUUCCAGAAACAGGAAGAAGCAGUCUGGAAAUAUUCACUCUGCCUAUAAUACUACCUCAAGUUUCUGCAACCUUUGCCGAUGAAAGAGGGAGGCUGAGAAACGAAUUCAUCCAUAAGUUCCUGUACGAGGUGGAGCACAGCCUAUCCUCUGCGGUGCUGAGCUUCCAGAGUGACCGAAUAUACGGCUUCUGUAACGAGAUGCCGUACAUCUGCAGCUAUCUUCUUCCCGCAAAUGAACAUGACGGUGUUUGCGUUCUUCAGCCCUACCACAAAGUGCAGAGCAAACAGUAUGGACCUGGAGUGCUCUCCCUGUCUCCGCAUGGACUGUGGCUCAUCACAAAAGCUAAAUGUGGAACUGUGUGUAUACGAGAUGUUCACACUUUGGAAACGUUUGUUCGGUGUCGGAGUCAUUCUCAUCAGGGGCACGGAAUCCAGUCGGUGAGCAUUUCGGUGGAUGGACAAGACAUCCUGGUGAAUGGGAAGGAUGAUGGCACCCUCGUCUGCCUAAAGUGGAGGAAGUUUGGAGGAAGCUUAGCCAGUGACAUUCUUGAAUAUAGCCAGCAACUUCUAACUUCUCUGAGCAACACCAUGGAGGAGGAGAAUGAUUCUUUAAGAAUGAGACAAAGCAGGUUCUCAGGAUCAGAACCUGAACACACAAAUAUGAGGUUAAGCAUUGACUCAUCGCAAGAGGAACUAGUCCAAGCUAAUAAUAUGAAGGAAAUUCCCUGGAUACAACAAAAAAGCCAAGAGGCCAUCAAAAAGGAGGUUAAACUGUUUUCCAACAAAAGGAAAGAGAUAAAAAGAGAAAUCAAAGCACUUGCUAAAACCGUUCUGAAUAUGAUGGCAGAAAACGAAACAGUAGAUAACAUCGCAAAACUAGAGCAGCGGGAGUUCGGCCUGGACCUUGAGGAACUGGAGAGGCUUCAAAGUGAAAGUCAGGAGGAAGUGACAAAGAUAAGGAAAGACGUGGAGAUGCAUAACCUAGCCAAGGCUUAUUUGACUGCAGUUAUUAAAGAAGAAUGCUGGAAUUCAAUGGUUGUGAAAGGACGAUCUCUUAAGGGCUUUCACAUCCCCUAUGUGGUUGAGAACUUCCCACUGAAAGAACGCACGGAUGAAGAGCUGAAAGAAGUGAAUAGAGUUUUGCAGCAAAAGAAGAUCGAAACAGAAUGUUUGAAGCUACGGAAAGAAAUUAUAGAGGUUCAGUCUGCUAUUACCUUGGUUAAAAAGCACCAUGAAGAGGAAGAGGAAGAGGAGGAAGAUGUGGCAGUAAGAGACACCAAGUUGCCCAAUUACCUGCUUGGCAGUCUGAGUACUGAUUUUGGGGUACCCACCUCCUUGUUGUCAAGCCAAUUGGAACUUCAUUCCAGAGAGGAGAAAAUCAACCAAAUAAUAUUACUGAAAGAUAUCAUUUACAAGGUAAAAAUUGUUUUCAAUAAUGAGUUUGAUGCUGCCUAUAAACAAAAAGAAUUUGAAAUUGCACGUGUGAAGGAAAGAAAUGUAAGAAUUCAAGAAAUUAUUUUAGAUCUGGAAUUGGAAGAAUCAGUCUGGCAACCAGAAUUUGAGGACUGUGAGAAGCCAGAGAAAACCCUUGUGGUGGAAGACAGUGAGAUUACAGCUCAGAAACAUAUUAAACCAUGGCAAAAAGCCAAAACAGAAUUGAUUACGACCCAGAAAAGGGAGCAAUGGCUUCAAUUACAGGCCUCUGAAACCAGACACCGCGCCCUGAUGGACAUGAUGGGAGGAGUGCUGGAGGUCAAGAAGGAAGACAUUUUGAGGAUGGUGAUCCCUCCGCCUGCUUUCGUGGCAAAACCUGACGCCGUGUGGACUGAAGAGGAGAAGAAACAAUUCAGAGACUACGAGAAAAAAGUCAAGGAGUUAAAUGAAGAAAGAGAUAAGUACAGAAAGUCCCUAGAAGCAGAAUUGAAGAAACUUCAGAACUCAAUUCAAGAAAGCACACAGAAUUUUGAUGAGCUUUUGAAAAGACUCUUUGAAAGGAGAGUGAAAGCAGAGAUGGUUGUCAACCAGGAAGAAUUGAAAAUAAAUAACCUUGUUUUUUCUCUGCUGUUGGAUGAAGAAAUAAGCUCCAGAGAAAUGUUCCUGAACAACUAUCUUAGAAGAAAGCAGGAAGAGAGAAGCCAGACUUCAGAGGCUGUCCGGAAAUCUAAAGAAGACCUCGACAUGUACAAGGAACACUAUGACAACUUACUGGCGGAAGACAAGGUUCUGGAUCGCAGCUUUAAAAAGGAGUUUUCUGAAAUUCCCAGUCAUCAGGUGGAUAUACUGUACAGACUUUUUAAACGCCGACCAAGGAUCCACAAACAGAAACCGCACUCAGAUAUGACUAGUAUCGUGCCUUUUGGAGAGCGGCCAGGGUCUGGGAAAUUGAAUGCCGAUGCCUUUGCCCAGUUAAUGAAAGCCAUGGAUGACCUGGACAACAUUAACAACAUGCCAGAAGGCUUGAACCCCUUGGUCUGGAAUCAUUUCUGUACGACCAGACGAGUGAAAGUGGAAAACGAACAAAAAGUAAAGCAGAAAGCAGCUGGCUUAAUGGAAGUGGUGGCUUUUCACCGGAGGAGAGGUGACGAGGAUGAGAAGGUGCAACAGGAAAUUGAAAGAGUGUCCCGUGAACUUAUUCUGUUGCAGGAAGAGAAAGUGAAAUUCCAACUGAAUUUGACAAUCCAAGUUCUCCUUAAACAAGGACAAGUAGAAGUGGAAAAUUUCCAGUUAUUGCUGGAUUAUUCUGAUGCAAUUCUCAUCAACAGGAACAUCAUUGAAGACCUGAAUUCUGUGAUUCGGGCUCAAGGACAAAAGAAAGUUGCUAGCAUGAUGGAAACUAAAGAUAUCCACAAAGGAAUAUUUCAGAUUGAAUGGGAACAUAAGAAAAUGGAGAUGGAAAUGGAAGAUCUAAAUCAAAAGGCUUGGGAUAUUCAGAUGCUGUUUUUUUCAAGAGAACGUCAGAAAUUUCUAAAUGAACCAAACUAUGAGACUCUGAUUGCUAUUCAGAUUGGAAUAAUGGAGCAAACCAUCGCUGUUUUAGAUAAGACCCACAAAAAGAAUGUGGAAAACUGCAAAAAACUACUUAAAAAACUGGAAAAGGUCAGCAAUCAAAAAGAUGUGGCAAAUUAUACUCUAAGCUGCAAUUUACGAGAAGAGUUGGUGGCUGUCUCAGAGAGAAAAGACAUCUGUAAUGCCAUGGGGUCUAUAUUGACUUGUGAAAAAAUUGCGAAAGAACGAUAUGAGAACAUGAUGCAACAGCAAAAGUUAAGAAAUACUUCAAAGGAACAAGCCAAACAGAUUUCAGUCCUGGAGGCCGAAGUUGAGAGAUUAAAGAUGAAAACAUUUCCUGCUCUUGUUCCCUUGUAAAAACACUGGUGGGAAACCCAAAGCCAAUCGAUCUUUUAAAAAACAAUUUGAUUAAAAUGAUUUUUUGGUUUUUCAUAUAAGGAAAUUUAAGUAGAACUACUUCUC
This is a messenger RNA of Artibeus jamaicensis (Jamaican fruit-eating bat), 5202 nucleotides long. RefSeq names its product cilia and flagella associated protein 43 (gene CFAP43). The transcript has 38 exons. Bases 103 to 5097 code for a protein of 1664 amino acids. NCBI's taxonomy places the organism in Eukaryota, Metazoa, Chordata, Mammalia, Chiroptera, Phyllostomidae. Gene Ontology annotation, biological process: sperm axoneme assembly; cilium assembly. Gene Ontology annotation, molecular function: protein binding. The record is from RefSeq and is a predicted model, not a curated record. Gene Ontology annotation, cellular component: axoneme.